Hermetia illucens (black soldier fly) is the source of this 466-nucleotide messenger RNA. RefSeq names its product probable small nuclear ribonucleoprotein G (gene SNRPG). Gene Ontology annotation, biological process: spliceosomal snRNP assembly; mRNA splicing, via spliceosome. Bases 166 to 396 code for a protein of 76 amino acids. Gene Ontology annotation, molecular function: RNA binding. The transcript is spliced from 3 exons. Gene Ontology annotation, cellular component: precatalytic spliceosome; P granule; U5 snRNP. NCBI's taxonomy places the organism in Eukaryota, Metazoa, Arthropoda, Insecta, Diptera, Stratiomyidae. The record is from RefSeq and is a predicted model, not a curated record.
GUCAGUGGUGAAAGACGGUUGCUGUCAAAAUACCAUUUCACCGAACGCGGGGAGUCGUUUGCUUGCUUGGUGUAUUGCAACACAGUUUUCUCUCUGAAUAUUAGGUUCAUUCUUACCUCACGUAACUUGAUCAUCAUUCCAGGAUAUUCGUAGAUUCUUCCAAAGAUGUCGAAAGCUCAUCCACCAGAACUGAAAAAAUUCAUGGAUAAACGUAUGAUGCUUAAACUAAAUGGUGGCCGAUCGGUGAUUGGUAUCCUGCGAGGCUUCGACCCGUUCAUGAAUGUGGUUAUAGACGAAACAGUGGAAGAGUGUCGGGAUGGGACGCGGAAUAAUAUUGGAAUGGUCGUAAUCAGAGGCAACAGCAUAGUCAUGGUGGAAGCGCUGGACAGGGUGUAGCUUUAAGGAUUCGAAUAAUUUCUUAUUUAAUAAUAAAUAAAAGUAAAAUUGAAAUUUGUGUGAUGAACUA